CGGAGAGAUCCCGGUUGCUCUGUCACCACCCAGAACUCAUCUUGAGUGAACGCCGAAUUGACCGUUGUCGCCCUUUUACAAGGGUUUCCGUUGUAGUCUCAGGAAACCGUGCAUGAAUCCUUUACAAAAGUCGGUAUCAGAAAGGACAUUCAUUGCAUCAAUUCGCGAGAUAGAUACCUUGGAGCCGCUCAGCAACAUCUCAUUCCCAAGACGCAUUCUGCCCUUGUCCCUCAGACCCAACCAUGCCCAAGGAAGUCCCGACCAAGUUCAAAGGCAUAUUCGACGCCAAAACGGGCGAAGAACGGAUACAGGCAUGGCUCGCCCUCGACAAAGAUGAAGCGGGCCACUUCGAGUUUGGCAACUGGACGGGCGCCCUGAUGCCCUCCGUGACUCUCCUCUCCACGACGCUGGCCCCUAACCCCUCCGCCACCUUCUCCUUCACGGUCCUCCCGGACCACUGCAACCGCGGCGGCAACCUCCACGGCGGCGCCGCCGCCACCCUCUUCGACUCCCUCACCAGCCUUCCCUUGGCCCUCGUCAACGACAAGCCGGGCUACUGGCAGUUCCUCGGCGUCUCCCGCACUCUCAACUGCAGCUACCUGCGCCCGGCCCCCGCCGGCGAGGAGUGCCUCGUCGAGUGCGAGAUCGUCCAAAUCGGCAAGACGCUGUGCCAGCUGAGGGGCACCCUCCGCCGGAAGCGCGACGGCCUCGUGCUGGCCACGUGCGAGCACCACAAGUUCAACACGGACCCGCCGGCGAGCAAGCUGUAAGGAAACAUGACGCAUCAUGCAUGCUAUCUAGGAAAAGAUUCCCCGUGUCA
Messenger RNA from Colletotrichum destructivum, 820 nucleotides. RefSeq names its product Putative Thioesterase domain, HotDog domain superfamily, acyl-coenzyme A thioesterase 13. The record is from RefSeq and is a predicted model, not a curated record. NCBI's taxonomy places the organism in Eukaryota, Fungi, Ascomycota, Sordariomycetes, Glomerellales, Glomerellaceae. The transcript has 2 exons. The coding region runs from base 243 to 770 and encodes 175 amino acids. Gene Ontology annotation, molecular function: fatty acyl-CoA hydrolase activity.